Messenger RNA from Lathyrus oleraceus (garden pea), 2080 nucleotides. Its product is annotated as probable polygalacturonase. Gene Ontology annotation, molecular function: polygalacturonase activity. The transcript has 6 exons. NCBI's taxonomy places the organism in Eukaryota, Viridiplantae, Streptophyta, Magnoliopsida, Fabales, Fabaceae. Gene Ontology annotation, biological process: carbohydrate metabolic process. The coding region runs from base 397 to 1794 and encodes 465 amino acids. The record is from RefSeq and is a predicted model, not a curated record.
UCCCUUUCAUUUGACACACACAGGGAACUCUGUCUCAAGUUCCCUGCCGUCACUCACAAAAUCGCUCUUCGAUAUUUUUGUGUGUCUAAUAUGCCCCUUAAUUCCUGAUUUUCUCCCACCUCUGCGCCUUUUUAUCUCUUCCUCUCUUUCUGCUACAAUAAAUUAUUUAUGCACUCAAAAUCAUAGAUUAUCCCAAAAUAACAAACACUAAAGAUACUGAAAGUCAACGGGUGCUCCCCGCAAGCCUAAUUUGGAAACUGGAAAGUCAGCGUCACUGUCUCAAGAUUUUCAUCAAUAAACCAAAACUCCCAAUUCUCUUUUGUUUCUGGCCAUUCUCAAUUGGUCAUUGGAGGUGACUCUCAAGCUCUGCCUCUCCGACAAAAAAGGAUCUAACUCAUGAGUACACUUUCAACUCUGGUGAAUUUGUUUUUGCUACUUGCAUUGAUUGGUUGUAGCUCAUGGACAGUUCGGAGCAUCUCAAGCUGCAAACAUAUAAACAUUAACGAAGUUCGACCUCACAGCGUCAGUAUUACCGAAUUCGGAGCAGUUGGCGAUGGGAUCACUCUCAAUACAAAGGCCUUUCGGAAUGCCAUCUUCUAUCUAAAUUCAUAUGCCGACAAAGGUGGGGCCAAGCUUUUUGUGCCUGCUGGCCGGUGGUUAACCGGUAGCUUUGAUCUCAUCAGCCAUCUGACUUUGUCGUUGGACAAGGAUGCUGUAAUUCUUGGAUCAACUAACUCUGAAGAUUGGCCGGUUGUGGAUCCUCUACCAUCAUAUGGUAGGGGAAGGGAGUUGCCGGGUAGACGGCAUAGAAGCCUUAUUUACGGGCACAAUUUAACUGAUGUUAUCAUUACAGGUGACAAUGGAACUAUAGAUGGUCAAGGGAGUAUCUGGUGGGACAAAUUUCGUAACAAAACAUUGGAUCAUACACGCCCUCAUUUAGUCGAGUUGAUGAAUUCAACGGAGGUUCUCAUUUCAAAUUUAACCUUUUUGAAUUCACCAUUCUGGACUAUUCAUCCUGUAUAUUGCAGACAUGUUAUAGUUCAGAAUGUCACAAUCCUUGCCCCUCUUAGUUCACCAAAUACAGAUGGGAUUGAUCCAGAUUCUUCCAAUGAUGUAUGCAUUGAAGACUGUUAUAUAAGCACCGGGGAUGAUCUCAUUUCGAUCAAAAGUGGAUGGGAUGAAUAUGGAAUUUCUUUUGGUCGACCAAGUACAAACAUUAUCAUCCGCAGGCUCACUGGGAGGACAACGAGUGCUGGAAUCUCUAUUGGAAGUGAGAUGUCUGGAGGUGUUUCAGAAGUUCAUGCAGAAGAUAUUAACAUUUUUGAUUCACGUAGUGCAAUUAGAAUAAAGACUUCACCCGGCAGAGGCGGUUACGUUAAAAAUGUCUACAUCUCUAACAUGACAUUGGUUAACAUAGAUAUUGCUAUUAGGUUCUCUGGUUUAUACGGAGAGCAUCCGGAUGACGCGUAUGAUCCAGAUGCUCUACCUGUGAUAGAAAGGAUUACAAUCAAAGAUGUGAUUGGAAAAAACAUCAAACGUGCAGGCCUUAUACAAGGUAUUAAAGGUGACAGCUUUGUCAAUAUUUGUCUAUCGAACAUCACUCUUAAUGUAAGCAAGAAAAAACCAUGGAACUGCUCGAACGUUAAAGGAUACUCUGAAUUGGUUUCUCCGGAAGCUUGUGUGCAACUCAAUGAGAGAAUAUUCCCCGAUCAUUUUUCAGACUGUUAUCAGUUACCAGAUCUCGUUAGGAGUUCGAGUAGUCGCAACAGGGCUGCUUGGUUGCUGUCUUGGUAGGUUAUGGAGUUUAAAAUAUUAUGCUACCAAAGUUCUCUUGUACCUGAAAUUUGAUUGGUGGGUUUCCUUAUGAAAGGUAAAUUUUACCUGACCUGAGAAAUGAAAUGGUGUUGUGUUGUAAGAAUGAUAUCAAAUCUAUAGAUGAUUGUUUAUUGUAACUUGUGUGUAGUAACAAAUAAACAAGUGAUUUAUUAGAAAUAUUGUAACUUGUGUUUGAAUCAUUGAAAUGUAAGAUAAACAUCAAUGAAUGUUAAUGAUCUCUGAGAUGAGGAAGGUUUGCAGCUGA